CACAGAAAAAACUCCUCAAGUCAUGUCGGCAAACGACACGUGUUCGACAUCAAACAUUUUUAAUAAUGUUCCCAAACUUGUCGUCUCGAAGGCUGAUAGCCAGAGCAAUGCAGUGGAGUGGAAGAAGUGGUGGCAGAGUUUCCAAAUGUUCCUUCUCGCCACGAACCUGGAAGCUGCGUCCGAAAAACGUAAAAUAGCCAUAUUGCUACACACUGUCGGUGAAAAAGGCGUGGAGAUUUACAAUUCUUUUAACUUGGAUUUAGAGAAGAUAACAUUAUCGGAAGUAAAAAACAAAUUUGACAAUCACUUUGAGCCACAAAAAAGCCUAACGAUGACACGUCAUUCAUUUUUCACGAGGGUCCAAAAAGAUGAGGAAACUAUUGAUUGUUUCAUCACUGACUUGCAGAACAAAGCAAAUAAAUGUGAGUUUGGAGAGCUAAAAGACUCAUUAAUCAGAGACAUCUUCAUAGCGAACAUGAGUUCCAAAUUGAUUAAUGUGAAGCAAAGAUUACUGCAAGAAAACAACCCUACUCUUGAAAGAACACUUACACUAGCAAAAACCGUCAUCAUGGCGCAAGAAAAUGCUCAAAAAAUUGAGAGUACACAAUGUCCAGACACAGUCAUGCACAUACAAAGGCAAAGACCAAGGUCAAGGUCCAGAGGUUCUUCAAAUAAACAAAGUAUGUCACAUAGUCAAGUCAAGUCAAGGCAACGCAGUCAGAGUCCAUUUAGUCAGCGCAGUGCCAAUAACAAAACCUGUGGACGGUGUGGUCAAUUUCAUCGCUUCAAAUGCCCAGCUCAAGGAGGUCUUGGAUGUCUACCUCCUGUUUGUCGCUUGAAGCUUCAGGACAAUGCAGUACCAUGCGUUGAUCCUCCUAGAAAAGUUCCAUUUGGAUUAUAUAGCAAAUUAAAAGAAGAAUUGGAUCGCAUGUCGGAAAUGAACGUCAUAGAAAAAGUCACACAUCCUACUGAAUGGGUAAAUUCUGUUGUAGUCACUGUCAAAAAGUCAGGUCAGUUAAGAAUUUGUCUUGAUCCUAGGAAUUUAAAUAAAUACAUUAUCAGAGAACAUUAUCCUCUUAAAAGUAUAGAUGAAAUUAGGUCAAUAUUAAAAGGUGCUUCUUAUUUUUCACAUCUUGAUGCUUUUUCUGGCUUUUGGAUGCUUAAACUAGAUAGUGCGAGCUCAGAUCUUUGCACAUUUCAAACACCUUUUGGUCGUUAUCGUUAUUUAAGAUUACCUUAUGGUAUUAAUGCUGCGUCAGAAAUUUUUCAUCGAGUAAUGACAGAAAUUUUUGCUGAUCUCGAAGGAGUCUUAGUUUUUGUCGAUGAUAUUCUAGUAUAUGGGGAAACAGAAGAAAUUCAUAACAAAAGAUUAUAUAAAGUCAUGCAGAGAGCAAGAGAAGUCAAUUUAAAAUUAAAUAAAGAUAAAUGCAAAUUUUCAGUCAAAGAAGUAUGUUUUUUAGGCUAUGUCUUUACUAAAGAAGGUGCUAAGGUCGAUCAGGAAAAAGUCAAGGCUAUUGUCAACAUGCCUACCCCAACUAAUGUCAAAGAACUACAAAGAGUCUUAGGUAUGAUAAAUUAUUUAGGUCCUUUCAUUCAAAACAUGUCGGAAAAAACUCAAGUUUUAAGAAAUCUUCUAAAAAAAGACUCAGUCUGGGUCUGGGAUGAAAAUUGUGAAAAAAGUUUCCAAUCUUUAAAAAAUGCAAUCACAAAUGCACCUGUCUUAGCUCAUUACAACCCAAAUAUACCUAUAGUCUUGUCAGUCGAUUCAUCAAAGAAAGCAUUAGGAGCAGUGCUCAUGCAAAAUAAACAGCCUAUAGCCUACAGUUCUAAAACUCUAACUACAACUCAAGAAAGAUACGCUCAAAUAGAAAAAGAGUUAUUCGCUAUUCAAUUUGGUUGUGAAAAAUUUCACCAAUAUGUCUAUGGCAAUAGGGUCACUGUACAUACAGAUCACAAACCCUUAGUCUAUUUAUUUAAAAAACCUUUGCACGAUGUACCAGCACGUCUACAAAGAAUGAUGCUUGCUUUACAGGCUUAUGAUUUAAAUGUAAUUCAUGUGCCUGGUAAAGAAAUGUACAUAUCAGAUACAUUGUCUAGGGCAGCUUUAAAAGAAAACUAUAUUCCAAAUUAUGAGUCAGAUUUGUCAUGUCAUGUAAAUGCAGUAUAUUCUAACUUGGCUAUAAGUGAAGAAUACAAAAAUAAAAUUUUACAAGCUACUAAAUUAGAUGGUCAAUUGCAAAUGUUAAAAAAGUACUGUCAGAAUGGAUGGCCUACUAGUAAAAAUCAAGUAGAUCCUUUAUUGAAGUCAUACUGGAAUAUUCAGGCGGAAAUUCAUGUCAUUAAUGAUUUAUUGUUUAAAAAUGAUAGAUUAAUUAUUCCAAAGUCAAUGCAAAAUGAAAUGUUAACGAAAGUCCAUGAAGGUCAUCAAGGCAUCAAUAAGUGUCUAAGUCUUGCUAGAAAUAUUAUUUUUUGGCCAAACAUGAGUGCAGAUAUAAAAAAUUUAGUUGAUCAAUGUUCUAUUUGUGCUAAAUUUAAGCCUAAUAAUCAGUCAGAGCCAUUGCAAAGCUAUAAUAUAAGCAAAUUUCCAUGGCAGCAAGUAGGUAUUGAUUUAAUGCAUUUUAAUAACAAAACUUAUUUAGUUGUCACAGAUUAUUAUUCAAAAUUUAUUGAAUUAGCAAUGCUGAACAGUAAAUAUACAGCUUCUAACAUAAUAAUACAGUUAAAAUCUAUUUUUGCACGCCACGGGAUACCAGUCUCCCUGGUUUCCGAUGGUGGUCCACCUUAUAAUUCAGCAGAGUUUAAAUCAUUUCUAUAUAAUUGGGAUAUUGAACAUAAACUUACAAGUCCAUACCACCCAAAGUCUAACGGUCAAGCUGAAAGUUCUGUCAAAAUUAUGAAAAAUUUAUUAAAAAAAUGUUUGGAGUCUAAUAAAGAUCCAUACAUGGCUUUAUUACAGUAUAGAAAUACACCUAAAGCAAAUUUUCCAUCUCCAGCUCAGUUAUUAAUGUCCAGAAAUCUAAGAAUGCAUAUACCAGUCACUAAUAAAAAGCUUAAACCUAAAGUAGUCACCUUCAGUGAUUAUAAAAAAAGUUUUGAUAAAGACCGAGCACAAAGUAGAAGUUAUUACAAUAGAAAUAAAAAACCAUUACCACUUUUACAACCUGGUGAUCAUGUCACUUUUAAAAAGAAUCCUAAUUCAGACUGGCUUCCUGCUAUUGUUAAAGAAAGGUUAAAGUGUCAGAGGUCAUACAUAAUAGAAGACAGUAAAGGUAAUAGGUACAGGAGAAAUAGAGUACAGAUAAGGUUCACGUCCAAUGAAAGUUGUCACAAGUUCGAUUCCGAGGUGCCAUCCAAUGCUUCUGAAACCCAAAUUAGUCAAAGGGAAGAGGAACCAAGCGAGAGACAGGUGGAAGCAGACCAUGAUUCAUUUACAGAUUCAUUCAUGGAUUCAGUUCAUAAACCUAAGGAAUUUUACAAGUAUGUGACUAGAUCUGGUAGAGAAAUUAAAUUACCUAUGAAAUAUGAUUUGUAACUUUUUAACUAAAUGUAACUUUAAAUGUAAUUUAAAACUUAUACUUUUAUAUGUAAAACUUAAACUAUUAUAUUAUGUACCUAUGUAAAAAAUUGUCUCUUUGUAAUUAACUAAUUAGCAAUUUACUCAAUAAUGUCAUGUCAUGUCAUAGUGUUCAACUUCUUAAAAUGUCAACUAAAAAAUUGUAAUAAUUUAUUUAUUUAAAAAGGGAGAUGUUGUAUAAAGUCACCAUUACUAUCGUGUAAAGUCACUUAAGCAGAAUGUUAUAUAUUGUCUAUUGUCUGUGUCAUUAUUGUCUGUGGUCUCUCUCU
This is a messenger RNA of Maniola jurtina (meadow brown), 3843 nucleotides long. RefSeq lists its product as uncharacterized. Gene Ontology annotation, molecular function: nucleic acid binding. The coding region runs from base 23 to 3532 and encodes 1169 amino acids. The transcript is spliced from 2 exons. NCBI's taxonomy places the organism in Eukaryota, Metazoa, Arthropoda, Insecta, Lepidoptera, Nymphalidae. The record is from RefSeq and is a predicted model, not a curated record. Gene Ontology annotation, biological process: DNA integration.